This is a messenger RNA of Amaranthus tricolor (Joseph's coat), 2026 nucleotides long. RefSeq lists its product as uncharacterized. Lineage: Eukaryota; Viridiplantae; Streptophyta; Magnoliopsida; Caryophyllales; Amaranthaceae. The transcript is spliced from 13 exons. Gene Ontology annotation, molecular function: hydrolase activity. Gene Ontology annotation, biological process: GPI anchor biosynthetic process. Bases 133 to 1731 code for a protein of 532 amino acids. The record is from RefSeq and is a predicted model, not a curated record. Gene Ontology annotation, cellular component: endoplasmic reticulum.
AGUCGUGUUGGGACAAAAUAAUGAAAAUCAGAAAAAUAAAAGACUAAAUAUGAGAUUCAGACGACGCAAGAAACGGGUAAAUCAGCCAUAGUAGAGUGCUGGUUGAGAUUGUGCUACUCCGAGAAAUCAGAAAUGGCGAUUAUGAGAGAGAAAUCAUUGAAGUUGACCUUAUUCUUUUGCAUCGUUUGGUCACUCAGCCUCCUCUAUGGUGAGAUGUUCGCGUACUGGCUUCCCUUUCUUUGGACAUGCUCCUGGCCUCAUCUUCACUAUCAUCACUCGCUUUCUUUGGGAGGAGAUGUUCCAAACAAUUUCAUGAAAGUAGCGGUCCUUACUGACCCGCAGCUAAUGGAUAGAACUUCCCAUGAUUUUCCAUCAAAAUCAUUUUUGGAGAUUGCACAGUUUUACUCCGAUUUGUACAUGCGUAGGUCAUUCCUCUCUUCAGUUUUGCCUUUCAAGCCGGAUGCAAUUUUAUUCUUGGGUGAUUAUUUUGAUGGUGGUCCACAGUUGUCAAAUAAAGAAUGGCAGGAAUCUUUGAGUCGGUUCAAGCAUAUCUUUGAUGUUGGUAAACGAGCAAGGACUAAAAACCUUCCAAUUUACUACAUUCCAGGAAAUCACGACAUUGGUUAUGCUGGUCAUAUAUUCCAUAAGCCAGAGGUUUUGGAGCGUUACGAAGGCACCUUUGGAGAAAGAAAUUAUAGGUUUACUAUUGGAAAAGUAGAUUUUGUUGUGAUUGAUGCCCAAACCAUUGAUGGUAACUUGGAAGAUGACGUACCCUCGUUUACUCGGUUUUUCGUGGAUGGUGUCUCCAUGAAUGUAAGUUCAAAUCCAAGGGUGUUAUUGACCCACAUCCCUUUGUACCGAUCGGAUUGGACUCCUUGUGGCCCAUACCGUUCAUCAGAAAUUAUCAAUCAGAGGGUUUCUCGGUCUGCUGAUGAUCAGAGGAUAAUAUACCAGAACUAUGUUACCAAGGAGUCCUCAAAGUAUAUGUUGGACUCAAUUCAGCCUGUACUCGUACUUUCUGGACAUGAUCAUGACCAGUGUACUGUAGACCAUAAGACAAAAUAUGGUACUGUAAAGGAGCAUACUCUUGGGACAUUAAGUUGGCAACAAGGCAACUUAUAUCCAUCGUUCAUGCUUCUAUCUGUUGGCAAUUUCAUACAAGCAAACGGAUCUUCUCCAGAACCAGUUGUACUUGUUCAACUGUGCUUUCUUCCUACCCAACUAUUCAUAUAUAUAUGGUAUAUCGUACUUUUUGUUGUAACCAUCUUAGCUCUUUCGAUUUUACCUAUAUAUGGAAUUGAUAUCAAGGAUCUAAUGACAAAUAUAAACAAAUUAGUCAAAGAGAGUCUUUCUUCAAGUGGUAGAAAAGAGAAAAAUGAAGAUGAAAACUAUGAGUUUGAAAUGAUGUGGGAUGCAGAAGGGAGCAUGCAUCUUAUCAAGAAGCCUUAUAAAGCCCCUUUAAAUGUGUCAAAGGAGACUAGUUCAACAGAAAGAGGCAAUGCUGUGAUACGUAAGGCCAGGAAACAAAUGCUGCAAGACCAAGAGGGUGCAUCUGAAGUAGACAUUAGUGUGGAUCCCGAGUCUGACAUGAAAAACAUGCCAAGAUCAAGCAAAUCUUUGAUGAGAAUAAUGCUGCAGCGAUGUAUUCGAGUGCUUGGGAUGAUUUUGGUUAUUGCUGUGGUGAUUGUCCCGCUAUACAUAAUGCUCUUAUUUAAGGAUUGGAUUGAAUAAUAAUGAAUGAUAUACUUCUAAAUAUGCUAAACAUUUUUUAGAAAUAAUACUUAAUACAUUGAUAUCAUUUGAUUUAUUUUGGAUCUGCCCCUGAUCACACAGAUUUCCCCAGCUUAUAGAGACAUAGCUACUAGCUUAUCAUCUACCAAUAGUUUUCAAUAUUGUUGUUUGUAAGGGUCUAACGGUGCUUGUAAAUUGUAAUGAUCUGUUUCUCUCUCGCUUUGUGUUUUUUGGGUGAGGGAAAACGAACAUGUUGUAUUAUUUAUUAUUAUUAUUAUUAUUUUUAUUUUUAUUA